Marasmius oreades (fairy-ring Marasmius) is the source of this 1299-nucleotide messenger RNA. RefSeq lists its product as uncharacterized. The record is from RefSeq and is a predicted model, not a curated record. Lineage: Eukaryota; Fungi; Basidiomycota; Agaricomycetes; Agaricales; Marasmiaceae. The transcript is spliced from 4 exons. Bases 1 to 1299 code for a protein of 432 amino acids.
AUGCUUUCGCAUCUCCUGUUUUUCUUCACUCUCCCCUUCUUAUAUCGUGCAGCCACCCCCGAUCCACAAACCCUUUGGAAAGGGCCUGCGCUCGAUGCUAAAGAUCCCCUGUACGCCGGGUUGAAACAGAUUGAAGGAGUCAAGCAUAUGUUGGUUCAUAACGGCUCCCAAGUCGGGCGGACCUAUAGUCACCAUGCCAUCGUGGAAAACGUUAACGGUCGUCUCUGGGCUGCGUGGUCCAGUGCCACCAACGACGAAGAUUCCAUGGGCCAACAAGUGUGGGUAGGUACCGCUGACCGUAACGGGUCAAGCUGGAAAUGGAACAAACCUGCGAUACCAGGGCCUAGUGCUCUCCUACCAAACCAGACGUCUGUCGGGGAACAGAACUACACGUAUUGGUGUAAUCAAGGGAUAAUUCAACGUGCCCUGCAACCGAGCGCCUUGGUCGAAUACAACGGGGAUAUUUACUCCAUCAUCGAGCCUGUGGACAGAGUUUGUCCUGGAGGUCCAGGGUCGAACAGCGGAGCUGUAGAUGGGGCAGGUCGUCUUGCCGCUCGAUUUAAUAUCUCAACGGGACAGCUUACCGCAAAGGCUUGCUGGCUUUCCAAGAACUCAUUCACGACCGCUUCUCAGUACAAACAAACACCUCUAGGCGAUAGCCUCUGUUCCACAGAUAUCCUGAACGGCCUCAAUCCUCUUUUAGACCGCCCAGAUAUUCUUCCGUUCACGGAUGCCCGAAUGAUAAAUAGCCCAAAGUUUGUCGGAAGCGACGGUUCGUCGUCUAUGACCGAGGUCACUCAUGCAGUCUGGAACGAACAGGGGCAGUAUUGGGCCAGGUUCUGGCGCGAUUCAACGGGUUCAAAGACAACCUUCGUCCACUGGGUUGAAUUCAGCUCCGAAGAAACAGGGAACGACUGGUUCCCUGCGAAAUUCAACUCCAACGGCGCCAACCCGGGAAUGGUUCCAACUAAUAUCCCAGACUCGAACACGAAAUCCUUCUACGGCCGCCUUCCCGAUGGACGAACAUACCUCGUCACUAACUUGAUGUAUCACCCCGACACAAAAGAACGUCAGCCUCUAUGUAUUACUCUUGCGAGCGAUGGUGUUCACUUUGAUUGGGCGGGGGUUUUGAGGACGAACGCGUCUAGGGUGAUAAUUCCGGAUUCAAGGAAAAUCAAACGCGUCGGAUUCUCAUAUCCACACGCCACUGUGGUGGAUGAUAUGCUCUACGUUGGCUACAGCGAGGAUAAAGAGAACAUAUGGGUGACCGAAGUACCCAUCGCUUCAUUGGGGAAUUGA